Ixodes scapularis (black-legged tick) is the source of this 1147-nucleotide messenger RNA. RefSeq names its product B-cell receptor-associated protein 31. Gene Ontology annotation, cellular component: endoplasmic reticulum; endoplasmic reticulum membrane. Gene Ontology annotation, biological process: endoplasmic reticulum to Golgi vesicle-mediated transport; intracellular protein transport. The transcript is spliced from 8 exons. The record is from RefSeq and is a predicted model, not a curated record. NCBI's taxonomy places the organism in Eukaryota, Metazoa, Arthropoda, Arachnida, Ixodida, Ixodidae. The coding region runs from base 239 to 955 and encodes 238 amino acids.
AAUAGCCUCCUUUAGGCUAUGGGAGGAGACCAAGGAGGAGACGGAGAAGGAAUGCGAUUAGAAGCGUUGCAAGCGAGAUCACAGUAACUUCGAGCAGUGAACCGAGGCACCGAGACUGUCGAAGAGCCAGUCGAAAAACCUUGGCUGACAUUCUCCCUUGACCCUGGCCCUGUUUUGAUCUCAGAAGAGUUUCAUUCUUAGCAAGAGAGCAUCCUCGGGAAGCACAGCGUUGUCCACGAUGAGCAUCCAGUGGACAAUAGUGGCGGCAUUUCUGUACGCAGAAAUUGCAGUGGUGUUGCUGUUGAUGAUCCCGUUCAUUUCACCCAGGGCGUGGAACAGAAUAUUCAAGUCUAGGUUCUUCAAGAGCUUGGGGGCACAGGCGGACAUUUACUUCACAGUCAUGAUCGUUGUCCUGUUCCUCUUCUUUUUUGACUCCAUCCGCGAGAUGCGCAAGUAUGGCACCCAGCGGGAGGUGGCCCAGUCCGAGCACCACCACCACGGGAAUCUGGACGUGGAGAUGCAGCAGAGCAUGAAGAUGUUCAGGGCACAGCGCAACUUCUACAUCGCUGGGUUCUCCCUCUUCCUCUGGCUGGUGAUCCGUCGCCUGGUGACUCUGAUCAGUGCCCAGGCCGUGCUGCUGGCAGUGAAUGAGGCCUCCAUGCGUCAAGCGCAGUCUGCCACUGACGCCGCACAAAGCCUGCUCAAGCAGAAGAGUGACGGUGCCAAGCAGAACGAGGGCAACAGCAAGACAGAGUCCCUGGAGAGAGAUGUCAGGGAGCUGAAGAAGGAGCUCGAGGCUGCCAAGAAAGAUGUGGAGCACCUCACGACCGAUCGCGACGCACUCAAGGUGCAGGCGGAAAACCUGAGCAAGGAAUACGACAGGCUUUGCGAGGAGCACGCCAAGGCAGAGAAAACCUUGGCUGCCGGUGAACCGUCAACCAAGAAGGAUAACUAAUUGCUUCUCUGCUAACGCCACUUCUGCGGUGGAAAGGUCCGACUUACUUCCCGAGGGCUGUCCAGGUCUGGCUACAAAGUGCUGGUGCAACUUUGUAGCCUCAUUGAGGUUGUGUGGUGCUUGCGUCACAAGUGCGGUUGCUGUUUCGAGUGUGUGUCUGAAAAUAAACCUAGUGUUUGUGUACCCUUCAAA